UAGUUGUUUCCCUUAAAAGCAAUUUUGUUAUUUUCAAUCAAAGCUUUAACUUGUUAAUUGACAUAAUUCUCAGCUCUAACUUUCGUGAAAAUCACUCAAUAUUUUUUGGGUUGGAAAAAAAGAUGAAAGGGCAGUACACCUUUGAUGUGAGAAAAGGACCUCACAAUUAUUAGUGAAUCAUUGGUUGAUAAGAAGCUAUUGCUAACACAGCAGGGAUGAUAUGGAUGUAUGCUGUCAAAGAUAUAAUGAGAUGGUUUUAUGACAAGAUUGCAACCUGUUUCUGAGCUGAAAGUCAAAAUGAAUAGUAAAAAUGACUCUAACAAUUUUGACCUCCAUCUUUUGUCAAACAAUGACAAAAUCCUUGUUUGCCACUAUGUGCUGGACCUCACAUGUGAUAUGGAGGAGAAAUGUUUUUCCGGGUCUAUACUUCUCAUCUGUAGGCCGUUGUUAUGCAAGUCAUCACAAAAGGAGGAAGGUGUCCUGAGUACAUCACCUUGUGGCUCGGAUUGUAAUCUUAAUGAAAAAAAGUCAGAGUCAUCACACUUGUCAGACGAUUAUAGAAGAGAUAAACAAUCACCAAAUGUUUCUACAUCUUGUUUUUGUACACCAGAGAGGCAGGAAUUCUCUGAAGACUUCUCUCUUGUCUUAGACUCAUCUUUGUUUCAAGUGUCUUCUGUGAAUGAAAUUGUUGUUGGAAAGGAAUGUAAUGUUAAUUCUCUAGUUGAAGCAUACUCAGGUGUAAAUUGUGAUCUCAUCAAGCUUAAAGAUGUGAAUCUCAUGGACUUAAAAUCCAUUUGGAAAUCUGCAGAAAAGAUAUCAUUACGGUUUCAAGCAGGUGUUCAGAGUGUUCAGAUUUGGAAGCAAGACAUUAUAUGCCCAUUUGCAUUCCCUCAGCUCAUUGAAGUGAAUUACCAUACAAGUCCUUCAGGAGAAUCUAUCAAAUGGACCAAAUCUCAGGAUGAAAUCCAAUGUGUGUUCACUCAUGGCCACUACCUGAACAACCGUUCCUUGUUUCCAAGCCAGGAUGUCCCUGGAGCCAUGGCAACAUGGCAUGCUCACAUUUCCUGCCAGCCAGACUACACUGUACUCAUGACAGGAGAUGACAAUCCUACUGUCUCACAAUGUGAUUCUGGAUUGAAGACGUAUUCCUUUUCUAGCUCGAUUGUGAUGCCUAGUUCAACCUUGGCGCUGGCUGUUGGCUCCUGGAAGCAGAAGGACAUCAUAACACAAACAAACAAGCAGGAAUUCAGUACUGUGGAAGAUGGAAAUGUCCAUAGCGAGAAACUGUUCCCAUGCAGACUGUUUUCUCCUGAAAAACAUUUUGAGAAGGCUGUGAAAUUGCUUGGUUCCUACGUGCCCAAAUGCCUGGAAGCCUCCUAUGAUGUCUUGGGCCAAUAUCCGUUCCGGCGGCUGGACAUACUGGUUGUUCCAGAUAACUUUCCUAGUCUUGGAAUGGCCAGUCCAAGUCUGAUGUUCCUGUCCCAGUCAGUGCUGUCUGACGAUGGUGAAAUGCUGGUACGGUUUGCGCAUGAGUUGAGUCACACAUGGUUCGGGUUGGUGAUUGGUGCACGUGACUGGCACGAGGAAUGGAUCAGUGAGGGGUUUGCUACCUACAUGGAGGACGUAUUUCACGCACAGGCCCUUAAGAAGUCAACAAACACUUUCAUGGAAGAAAGACAGCUUCAUGAUUACCUGAAGUACAAAGUCUUGCUCGCUGAGCUUGAGAACUCUCCGUCAGAUUUGCAUCACUUAAGGGAAGAAAUCGAGUUGGAAAGCAUAAAGGUUGUGAAAAAUGGGAUGAACCCGGACAAAACAUUCCUGCAGCUCCACUAUAUUAAGGGUUACUUUCUUCUAAGGUAUCUAGAAGAUCAGACUGGAUUACAACACUUCCUGCAGUUCAUGCAAAGAUUUGUCAACAAAUUCAGCCAACAGUUAAUUUUGUCUAAGGAUGUCCUUGACCUGUUCUUUCAAGAGUUUCCAGAACUGCGGUCUGAGGAUUUCAACAGCGAGGUUCUAUUCCGAGACUGGUUGAAUACGUCAGCAUUGCCGAUGGCUGUUACAAAGUACGGCACACUAGAUGCUAAUCCACUGAUGACACUUGCACACGAGACUUUACAAAAGAUAGAAGCAGUAAAUGCAACAUAUAAGACUCUUCAUUGGCGAAAACGACGGAAGCUCGAUAUAGACCAGAUGUUGGCUUUACCGAAGCUUACACAUGUUCAAAUGCUUGUUUUCCUGGACAAGUUGCUUCGAAUGGAAAGGUUACAUCAACAGUUGCUGCUGCUUGUGUUUGAACGAAUGAGUCCAGAGCAUAGCAACCCUGAUGUUCUCCAUAGAUGGUGCGAAUUAGCCGUGAAGCAUAAACUGACGGAGAUCUACCCUCGUGUGGCUGACUUCCUCAUUCACCAUCAGGUAAUAGGAACGACCGGUAGGCAAUAAGAACGACAUUCGCUGUCUAUCUGGACGUCUGUUCCUAGUUCGGAUAUAUCAAAUAGUGGCAUCAAAACCAUCAUACCAUCAUCAUAUAUCCGGUCCGGCCUUCUCCUCACUUCUAGGCUAAUAAUAUGGCGAGUUUGAACAAAGAUCCAGUAGAAAUAUUAAUAUAACAUAAUAAUGUGCAGGUGUGAUCGCCAUGGUAAAUGUUCGUUGAAUAUCAUACUCUGUGUUUCUUGAUAGCUGCGUACGUCAAAUUUCGGCCGUCAGCAUUUCGUUAUAAUGAAUACGGUAAAAAUGAUUAACCUAAAUACUUAGAACUGUGAACUAAAGUAAGUGAAAUAAAAGAAUCUUUGUUCUUGAUAAAUGAAAUUUAUAUCUAUGAAGGAUAGCAUUGCAAUUACGGACUCAUUAACAGCGAGGUCUCAACCUUGUGAAUGCUUUUUUUGCAUACAUACAUAUUAUGCUUAAAAGGCAUGGAUACUAAUAAUAAAACAUAAAAAAUAUACUAAUAUGACAAUCAUAUUUAUUACAUAAAACAUAUUAUAGUCAUCACUGUUUUUAAGUGAACUAUAUUAUAGCAAUAUAAAUCGUUAAAGUGACACUCUUAUUCAAAAUCAAUUCAUACACAUGUAAAACAAACAUAAAUUUUGACUGAUAAACCUUUAACUGCUUACUAAAUAAUGCAUUUAUGGAAAAUAUUACUUACUGAUAACAAGAUUGUAACCGUGUUUUUAAUAUCAGAAAGCGUAAAAAUAUUAAAUGAUUGUUGAAUGUCUAAAAGAUUUACUAUAGUCUCA
Messenger RNA from Mya arenaria, 3233 nucleotides. RefSeq names its product aminopeptidase O-like. Gene Ontology annotation, biological process: proteolysis. The record is from RefSeq and is a predicted model, not a curated record. NCBI's taxonomy places the organism in Eukaryota, Metazoa, Mollusca, Bivalvia, Myida, Myidae. Bases 259 to 2439 code for a protein of 726 amino acids. Gene Ontology annotation, molecular function: zinc ion binding; metalloaminopeptidase activity. The transcript has 16 exons. Gene Ontology annotation, cellular component: nucleolus.